Belonocnema kinseyi is the source of this 1351-nucleotide messenger RNA. RefSeq names its product serine/threonine-protein phosphatase 1 regulatory subunit 10-like. Lineage: Eukaryota; Metazoa; Arthropoda; Insecta; Hymenoptera; Cynipidae. The record is from RefSeq and is a predicted model, not a curated record. The transcript is spliced from 5 exons. The coding region runs from base 66 to 671 and encodes 201 amino acids.
UUCUCAAAUUUUCCAGUUAACAUUCUUGACAUUGCAGAAAAAUCUUGUGAUCAUAUCUGAAGAGAAUGAAGACUCUUCUUGCUGUUAUUUUCUCUGCAUGUGUAGCCUUCAAUGAAAUCGCUGGACAAGACAUGGGAGCAGGAGGGAUGGGACAAGGAGGGAUGGCCUCAGGAGGGACGGGUGCAGGAAGUGGGGGAGGAGGAGGAGAAGGAGGAGGAGCAUUGAUGAGUCAAAUGAUGAUGAUGCUUCCUAUGCUCCUGCCUAUGAUGAUGCCUAUGAUGAUGGGAGGGAUGAACCCAAUGACAGGAGGAAUGGAUCCUUAUGGAAAUAAUAUGAAUCAAAAUGGAAGACACCGACGACAUAAGCAGCCGUUUCACGAGCACAGCCAUUAUCAUUCUUCUGGAGGGGAGGGACACUACCAUGAAGUGCCUCUGGGACAUUUUAAUGAAGGACCCGGACAUUUUGGAGAAGGGCCGGGACAUUUUGGCGAAGGGCCAGCACAUUAUAAUGGAUAUAAUGGAUAUAAUGGAGGCGUUGCGCCAAUUCAACGUCCUUCAUAUCCUACUGAUACACGCAAGGGCGCUCCUGUAGACAACUUCGGAGGAGGUUUCGCACGUUACCCUGAAAAUGGAUUUGCAAAUGCUCUACGCCAUUUUCCUAUAAAAGGGUAAUUUUAAUGAAAAAGGGCAUCAUGAAGCAAAAGCACAUAUUAAAAGUUUUCUGUUUCAAUUUCGGAUGUGGAUUGCCUAUGAAUCCUGAUUUUUUUUUCACGCACUCACCCUGUUUCUCCUUCAAGAUCUCGCAAAUUAACGUUAAAGUUAUAAGAUAUUUUAUUACAAACUUUUAGCAUUUAAACCGUGUUUUGAUUGCGCAAUAAUUUUAAAAUAAAGCACUACUUACUUUGUCAAUUUUUUCUAUUUUAUCACACUCACACAAACACACAAUGACGACAACAGAAUCUGGUGGUAUAAAAUAUUUUGUGCGCGCACGUAUAACUUUAACGUUAAGAACUAGUAAUAGUUUUGCACCUCUGAGAGCACCAACCACAAGGGAAUUAGUUCAAACGAAUAUUUUCUGUGCUCUCGUUGCAGCUCCCUUUUGAGGUCUUGAUACUUCUUUCUCCUUUUCCUUCAUGUUGGCAGUGUUGAAAAAAGUUUUCCGGAAAUCUACAUAACAAAAUGAGGAUCGUAAUUACCACCCUGCUUCUCGCCGUCGUGAUUUUUUUACAUUUUGGUGAAAUGAGUACAAUGGAAAAUGAGGAAUCAAGUGCAGGAUCCUCGCGCAAGCGCGGGCGCCCAGUCGGAUGCGAGAGCAGGCGCAACGAGAGCGGGCAAGUAUACGGGAAAUUUCG